Molecule: messenger RNA, 1431 nt
Organism: Dicrocoelium dendriticum
Lineage: Eukaryota; Metazoa; Platyhelminthes; Trematoda; Plagiorchiida; Dicrocoeliidae
Source: the annotation of a GenBank genome assembly
AUGCAAUUCCACUUGCAAGACAAUACUCCACUCAACCAUGUGGUUGGAAGUCUAUCGAGCGUGAAAGAUCUUGAGUACCCGCUUACACCCGCUAUACUUUCACCGGACGACCUGUUCAAACUCACCACCAAUGGGAAUGUAUUCAAGCGCAACGCAUUGGACAGGGAUGAGAUUUGUGAUCAGUUUCGGUGCUGUGACUCUCCUGUGUGUCAUAUAGGAAUAUAUGCUUAUUUGUUUGAUUCAAAAUCGAUUCCCAUGGCUUUGAAUGUAGGUGUUAUUAUUUCGGAUGAGAACGACAAGGCAUUGUCAUUUCCUAUUUCAAACACUAGACUUCAAUCCACAUCAGAACAAGUAUGUGAGAUUUCUGUUCCAGAGUCAGCUCCUGUAGGGAGCAGAUAUCCACUUAUUAUGGCUGUUGAUCGCGAUUCCCCCAGUUAUAGCUUGCAGAAUUAUCAGCUUCUAUCAGUCAGAUCCGAGGCUGAUAAUUUUGUAGUGUCGGGUUCGCCAUUCAGCUUGAUUGUGCCAACUUAUGUAUCCAAAGGUAUAAAACAUUGGAAUGCCCCUGAACUGCAACUUGAUCUUGUUUUGGACAGAGAGACAAAAAUUGUGUACGAGUUUGUGCUGGUUGCAGAAGAUGCUACGCCAUUCAUCAGAAAUGCUACUUUACCCAUUCGUGUCAGCGUGAAAUAUAUGAAUGACUACGCUCCGAUAUUUCUUAAUUUGUCCUCGGAUGCUAUCCUGAAAAUUCCCGAUGAUAUUCCAACCGGGCCUUUGAUUCAUCACUUUAGUAUCUCAGACCCGGACGAAGGACCAACAGAGAUACAUCUGAAUGAAAAUGUACCAAAAGGAACGGAACUUGCUUUGUCUCUUGGCUUCUUGGAUCCCGAUUUAGGGGGAAACGGCACGGUCCACUCGUCAAUUUUAUCGGUUUUCAAUCAAGCAGCUGAAAAGCUCACCACUUUUCACAGUCCGCCCUUCAGAAUACUGAAUUAUUCGCGCCUGUUCACAUGUGGAGAUAUUGACGACGAGACGCACCCGAGGAUAAUUUUGGCUCUUCUGGCAGAAGACCAGGGCAAUGCGUUUCACUUAAGCUCAACCGUGAGUUUGACCGCUAUGGUGGAUGAACUCAACGACAACACAUCGUAUAUGGUUCAGUCACACAAGAACGAAUCGUAUGGACAUACGGUGAAAUCGGCAGUUGUCUUACCUUUGAAUAGUCCAGCGUACACGCUUGUCAUCACUAUUAGUGCGAGUGAUGUGAAUGCAGGUGACAAACGUCGUGUCACUUAUCAGCUUUUAGGUGAAGAACGAACGGAUGUGAUAGAUGGAGCGAUAGAUGAAUUCAUCGAAAGAAGUCAACGUGAUUUCACUGGAACUGAAUUUGUUGCUGGAUCAUAUUAUUUUUAUAUUGAUGAGCACACUGUAAAGUGA